ACCAGCUUUUAUUCUGAAAGUGACAGAGUCAGGAAGUUCCAGUCAGCCGCUGUUGUGCUAAAGGCUAACGGUUUGAGUUAAGUGUCGUUUAAAACUCAACGGUAACAGACGUUAUCGAACAUACGGACCAGCGCAUUUUUUUCUCAUGCUGCUCACCUCCACCUGCACAUCUUCCCUGCUUGUAGGAGCACACCGUCUCCAUGGCGACUGAGGACUUGUACGAGGUCGAGCGGAUUAUGGAUAAGCGCAGGAAUAAAAAAGGUAACCUGGAGUACCUCGUCCGUUGGCGGGGUUAUGGUUCUGAGGAGGACACUUGGGAACCUGAGAGUCACUUGUCUAUGUGCAUGGUAUAUGUGCAUGAGUUUAACCGUCAGCAGGCCAAGAAUCAGAAAGACCGUGCUUUACUACGAUCCACCCGUGGACCACCAGGACUCCACUGCAGAGCCAACCACAGCACCCUCUUCAGGCCACCAGCCCCCCUUACAGCCCACACACAGGUCAGCGUGACUGGACCCGGACCAGGAUCAGAAGACUCUGAGCAUCAAAACCCUGUGGUUGGUCCGACUCACCUGCCCCUGGUGGUACCAUCUUAUCUACCUGCCAUUGGUGUUCCACAGUCCCAACGCAGGUUCUGCGCCGGCCCAAUGAUGGCAGCACCGGCUACAUCAGCACGCAGCAGCCUGGACUUAUCUAAAACUGGCAUCAAGAUUCUGGUUCCCAAAAGUCCCUUCAAAAGCAGUCUGCACUCAGAGGAGGAGUCCCCAAGUGAAGCGGGUGCUCAUGAAGCUCAUCAGGUUCCACCAGAGGUGGCGCUGCUGGAGAAAUCUGCAGGAGUCCAACUAGGUCCUGGAGAAGAGCGGGCACGUAUGGGAACCCGACCACGGAGUCACAACGUCCCGUCUCUGCCACGCCUUCCUGCAACAGCAGCUGCCCUGCAGGCCCUGGCUGGUACAGGGAACUCCAUGUCAAGUGUGACGGGGAAGAGACGCCUAGAGGAGAGGUCUGCUUUUGACAAACGUCUGCGAUUUAGUGUCAGACAAACUGAGAGUGCGUACCGAUAUCGUGACAUUGUGGUGAAGAAACAGGACGGAUUUACCCACAUCCUGUUGUCCACCAAAAGUUCUGAGAACAACACGCUCAACCCAGAGGUCAUGAAGGAGAUCCAGAGCGCUAUGGCAACAGCAGCAUCAGAUGACAGUAAAUUGGUGCUGCUGGCUGCUGUGGGCGGUAUUUUCUGCUGUGGGCUGGACUUCUUGUCUUUUAUCAGACGACUAACAGAGGACAGGAAGAAGGAAAGUAUGAAGAUGGCUGAAAGCAUCAGAACCUUCGUCAACACAUUCAUCCAGUUCAGGAAACCCAUUGUAGCGGCGGUCAAUGGCCCCGCCCUCGGCCUCGGGGCCGCCCUUUUGCCUCUGUGUGAUGUUGUGUGGGCCAAUGAGAAGGCAUGGUUUCAGACUCCAUACAUGUCAUUUGGCCAAACACCUGAUGGAUGCUCCUCUUUUACCUUCCCCAAGAUCAUGGGCAUGGCCUCGGCCAACGAGCUUCUCCUCAGCGGCAGGAAGUUGACGGCUCAGGAGGCCUGUUCUAAAGGUCUGGUCUCUCAGGUCCUGUGGCCGGGAACCUUCACACAGGAAGUGAUGCUGCGUGUCAAGGAGCUGGUGACUGUGGACUCACUGGUUCUGUGCGAAUCCAAAGCUCUGAUGAGAAACACCAGUCGAGGUGCCCUAGAACAAGCCAACGAGCGGGAGUGUGAGGCACUGAAGAGAGUUUGGGGGUCGAUGCAGGGAACCGACGCCAUCUUGAGGCACCUUCAGAGAGGAACGGAGCUUUGCUAGAACCUGAGUUCUGAUCAAGGUCCUGCUUCAUCUGUGGGACUCAAAAGCAUUUUAUUUGUAAUAUUUCUAAGGUUACUUGGCUUAACACAACUGGAACUGCUAGCAUCAUGAGCUACAAUAUCUGUUAGCAUUGUAAUUUCCAUUGUUACCACUAGUUGUCACUGCACAUUCAUUCUGAUAAAAAGCUGUCUAUUUUUGUACACUUGAUAUUUAUAAACCUUACUGUCCUCAGCUGACCUGAGGGCAGUUUAAUGCCAUUA
Messenger RNA from Cynoglossus semilaevis (tongue sole), 2095 nucleotides. It is a transcript of the gene cdyl, whose product is annotated as chromodomain protein, Y-like. The record is from RefSeq and is a predicted model, not a curated record. The coding region runs from base 201 to 1835 and encodes 544 amino acids. Gene Ontology annotation, cellular component: nucleus. The transcript has 7 exons. Gene Ontology annotation, molecular function: transcription corepressor activity. NCBI's taxonomy places the organism in Eukaryota, Metazoa, Chordata, Actinopteri, Pleuronectiformes, Cynoglossidae.